This is a messenger RNA of Calidris pugnax (ruff), 4021 nucleotides long. RefSeq names its product peroxisome proliferator-activated receptor delta (gene PPARD). Bases 1830 to 3161 code for a protein of 443 amino acids. NCBI's taxonomy places the organism in Eukaryota, Metazoa, Chordata, Aves, Charadriiformes, Scolopacidae. Gene Ontology annotation, cellular component: nucleus. Gene Ontology annotation, biological process: positive regulation of transcription by RNA polymerase II; regulation of lipid metabolic process; negative regulation of transcription by RNA polymerase II. The record is from RefSeq and is a predicted model, not a curated record. Gene Ontology annotation, molecular function: zinc ion binding; RNA polymerase II cis-regulatory region sequence-specific DNA binding; nuclear receptor activity. The transcript is spliced from 7 exons.
CGGCAGCAGCAGCAAAGUGCUCUGAUCUUGCGAUGGGAGCGAGCUCAGGGUGUGAUUUGUGCACUCCCAGCGUGUGAUUCAUGCCCUCAUUGACAGUGUCAACGUUACACUUCGUUACUGACUCAGGGACGGGCUUUAUUGCUGGUAGAGAUGAAGAAAGCCCGCUCCUGAUGUGCCAGUGGCAUUGUAAUGACUUUAUUAUUGUUCCUCAUCAGGAAGGUUAAAGAAAAACUUUGUGUUUAGAAAAACUACCUUCCGUUUUGGAGGGAGGGCAUGAGAAACUUGCUGUGGCUUUAACGUCCUGCCGUGAAAGUGAAGUUUAUGUGUGGUUUUAUGGCCCCCACUAAAGCAGAGGGCUGGGCACUGGGUCCGUGCUUCUUCCCUCUCUGGCUGAGCUUUGGGCAGGCUUUUCUCAGCCCCCCCUGCCUGGAAACCAGGGGCAAUUGCUUUCUUCAAGGUGUGGGGCUGUGAUUUUUAUGUCACUGACCACAAGAGAGAACGGUCCUGAUGCGAAUGAUGCUCUGAUGCAAGGGACUGGGGUUAUUUUUUGGGAUCUGCCACUUAUGCCCGCCCCUGGAUGUACCGGGGCUGCUCGGCAGCGGAGGAAACGUCCUCCGCUUUCCUGCUGAUGGGCUGGGAGCCUCAGCUUUUGGGACAGGGGAUUUGCUUUCUUCUUUCAUCCUCUUUUAAGCAGCUGCAGCUCUGGGUGCCAUGUCAGUCCCGGGAGCUGCAGGAGGGUGAGAUUCACUCUCUGCCCUCAACUUGCCAGCUGGGCUACCCCUCUCCCCAGGGGGCUGGCGAUGCCGGGCUCGUUGCCGGUGCUCGGCUGCCCCGGGAGUCAUCUCAUGUUGGAGAGAGCAACAUGAAACGGGGCUUUUCCAUGGGGGUGGGAGGAGCAGCUAAGCCUGGGUAAUGUCAGGGAGGGUACAUGGGUUCAAGUAGCAUCAUGUUCACAACAUCUUUGUUUAAUAUGUUAGUCCAGUUAGUCUGCAUAACUGUCUAAAAAUAGAACAUAUUUUCUCUAAGUCCUCUAGUUCAAAGCCAUUUUUUUCCCAGCGUUGGUCUCUUACCGCUCUCCUGAGCCUAAAAUUCGUACGAAGCUAUUUGCAAAUUGAUCAGGAAAACCAAGAGUAAAUGAACUCUGUUGGAUCCUUAAGUUUCAACCACCCCAGAGGGAAGUUCAUUAAAGUUACAGUAACUUUCUGGCAGUCUCUUAAAGGUGGAUUAAGCAAGUUGAGUAAACAAACCACCCUCUGGCCACCAGAGACCUUUUCCUAGCAUCAACUUCAUGCAUUGUCGUGAAAAGUCGGGAUCAUCAGCCUCUGGCUGCAGGUGGCAUAAGGCAAAGGUGACAUCCUGAUGCUCAAAGCCUGGUGAGGGGUCGGGGUGUCUCUUCUGGGACGCAGAGCGGGGGUUUGUGCCACCUCCCCGUUUCCAGAAGCUGCUGGAGCUCGGGGAGAACGUCUGCGAUGGCACCCGGCGGCGCAAGGGGAGUCACCCCAGCCUGCGGUUCCAGCGUGCGGCAGAGGGAGUGUGUGUUUAAAUUUCAGAGCUAUUGCUGGAUCCAGCCCAGCUCUCCCAGCGGCAUAAAUAUCUGGCCUUCGGCACAGCCGUGGAAAUUCGCCUUGUGUUCUCUUGCAGAUUUCUCGGGGUUUCGGCGCUCCCUGCUGACAUGGUGACUGAGGGGUGGCUCUCGGCGACAGGCAGAGGGGGACAGCUGCUCCGGAGAGGUUAGCAGCACCAGCCUGGUAGGGUCCAUCUCGGAUAGACGCGGAUGAUGCCAGAGCUAUGACAGGGAUUGCAGUCUUGGCACUGAGGGGUGAUCAAUUAUGGAACAACUACAGGAGGAAGUACCUGAGGUCAGGGAAGAGGAGGAGGAAGAGGAAAAGGCAGUGACAGUGGCAAGUGGAGCCUCAGAACCAAGUGGAGGACCAGACAGCUCGCUGCCUUCGAGCAGCUACACAGACCUGUCGCAGAGCUCCUCUCCCUCCCUGUCGGACCAGCUGCAGAUGGGCUGCGAGGAGGCGGCCUUGGGAGCGCUGAACGUGGAGUGCAGGGUCUGCGGGGACAAAGCCUCAGGGUUUCACUACGGCGUGCACGCCUGCGAGGGCUGCAAGGGUUUCUUCCGCCGGACGAUCCGCAUGAAGCUGGAGUACGAGAAGUGCGAGAGGAGCUGCAAGAUCCAAAAGAAGAACCGGAACAAGUGCCAGUACUGCCGCUUCCAGAAAUGCCUCUCGCUGGGCAUGUCACACAACGCGAUCCGCUUCGGCCGCAUGCCAGAGGCAGAGAAGAGGAAGCUGGUGGCGGGGCUGACAGCGAGCGAGAUCAGCUGCCAGAACCCGCAGGUGGCCGACCUGAAAGCUUUCUCCAAGCACAUCUACAACGCCUACCUGAAAAACUUCAACAUGACCAAAAAGAAGGCGCGAGGUAUCUUGACCGGGAAGGCCAGCAGCACCCCACAGCCUUUUGUGAUCCACGACAUGGACACCUUGUGGCAGGCGGAAAAGGGGCUGGUCUGGAAACAGCUGGUGAACGGCAUCCCCCCCUACAAGGAGAUCGGGGUGCACGUCUUCUACCGCUGCCAGUGCACCACGGUGGAGACUGUGCGGGAGCUGACGGAGUUCGCCAAGAGCAUCCCCAGCUUCUUAGGCCUCUACUUGAAUGACCAAGUGACUCUGCUGAAGUACGGGGUGCACGAGGCCAUCUUUGCCAUGCUGGCCUCUAUCAUGAACAAGGAUGGGCUCUUGGUGGCCAACGGGAACGGCUUUGUGACCCGUGAGUUCCUGCGUAGCCUGCGCAAGCCCUUCAACGAGAUCAUGGAGCCCAAGUUUGAGUUUGCUGUGAAAUUCAACGCGCUGGAGCUGGAUGACAGUGACCUGUCUCUCUUUGUGGCUGCCAUUAUCCUGUGCGGAGACCGGCCCGGCCUGAUGAACGUGAAGCAGGUGGAGGAGAUCCAAGACAACAUCCUGCGAGCGCUGGAGUUUCACCUCCAGUCCAACCACCCAGAUGCCCAGUACCUCUUCCCCAAGCUGCUGCAGAAGAUGGCCGACCUGCGGCAGCUGGUGACAGAGCACGCCCAGCUGGUGCAGAAGAUCAAGAAGACGGAGACGGAGACGUCUCUGCACCCGCUUCUGCAGGAGAUCUACAAGGACAUGUACUAAGGACCUGUUAUUUAUGAGAAUGAAGCCAUGGAGUCCCAUCAGGACUUUUUGUACAGGAACACGGAAAAAACCUUUCCCCACGUCUUCCAUUUCUUCUACUGGAAACUCUUUUCUACAUCACCCCGACAUACGGUACAUGGGGCACGAUGCUGCAGGACUUUGCAGCCGCCUCCUGCUGGGCCAGGGCUUCCAUUAACACACACUAACACACCUACAGCGGCAAAGCGUGAGCUGCUCUUUCCGUUACCUCAGCCCAGCCCUUCGGCUGCUCCCCAGGGGCCCUGUUUACGUGGUGGGGUCCCUGCGGCAGCUCAGGACCCUGGGGGGUUGCUCUGGUCGUUAGGAGACCCCAGCACAGUGUGGGGGGAGGGUGUCACACGGCGGGGCCAGCACAGCACUUACAGCCUGUCUUCAUUUUCUUUUUUUAUAUUGCACUCCCGAGGCGUAGCUCUGAGCCGGGAAGCCUGGGACAGUGAAAUGAAAGGAAGUUUUUCUCUUUCCCAAAGAAAAGCCGGAGUGUUUGAAGACGGGGAGGGCUGUCCUGGCUCAGCUGCAGCCCCAGCGUCGCUGUGUGGUGUGGCCCUGUCUCCCGGAGGGAUUGUGUGGUCUCUGCCUUCCCCUGAGUGCCCUGUGGGAGCCCUCACUCCUGGUACCCCCAUUUCAGGGGGAACCUGCCCCUCAGCACUCCUAAAAAUUCACCUUCAGAGCCAAGGCCUGUUUGCUUCCCCGGGCUCUUGUGUGCAGACAGGAGUUACCAGAAGGUGUGUGCAGGGACAGGGACAGACCUGAGACCGGGGGGGGGUUUGCUUGUCCUGCAGCUCCUUUCCCAAGCCCCGGGGCGGGGGGCCUGGGGGCUUCAC